CCCCUCUCUCUCUCUAUCUUUCUCUUUCUUUUUUUCUCUCUCUCUUUCUCUCUCUCUCCCUCCUUCCACAUUGUUAGAGAGAGAAACACCCUUCAAUUUCUGCAAUCUAGAUUCUCCGGUGGUGGCGGCCUUUUUCUUUUACAUUUUCCAUUCUUUUCUCAAAACCCCUCGGUCUUCUUCCUUCCACCUUCAAUCAUUUUGUUGUUCCUCUACCUCUUGAGGGUCCACCUGGACCCGCAGUUCAAGUAAGUCCUCCAUUUCUUCAUUGUCAUAUAUAUGCAAAUUAAAAUGAAACAUGUUCGUCUCGAAAAGGCAAUUGAGUUGGAAGCUGUGCAGGAACAUCUGCAGGAACAUUGCAUUACAGAAGACACGGGUAUGAAAACAUUUAGUGGAAUAACUCAAGAUUUCAAAGGAAGACUUGAAUGUUACAAACAUGACUGGACUUGUGCACUCAAUACUGGCAUCAGGAUAGUGGCCCCAACUUUCUACAUAUUCUUUGCUUCUGCACUUCCUGUCAUUGCUUUUGGAGAACAGCUUAAUAGAGAUACAGGUGGAAGCUUGAGCACAGUUGAAACAUUGGCAUCAACUGCUAUUUGUGGAAUUAUCCACUCAAUAUUUGGUGGUCAACCUUUGUUAAUUGUAGGAGUUGCUGAACCAACUUGUCUCAUGUACACCUAUCUAUACAAUUUUUGCGUAAAAACACCAGAGUUAGGUGCUGAGCUUUUUUUGGCUUGGGCUGCUUGGGUCUGUGUUUGGACAGCAUUGUUGCUGAUUCUGCUGGCAAGUUUCAACGCGUGUAAGAUUAUAAGUAGGUUUACUAGGAUUGCAGAAGAACUAUUUGGCAUGCUAAUUACUGUGCUUUUCUUUCAACAGGCUGUAGAGGGACUCGUAACUGAGUUCAAGAUACCCAAGGAUGCAGAUCCCUUGUUAGAGGAAUAUCAAUUUCAUUGGCGGUAUAUAAAUGGAUUACUUUCAACCGUUUUCUUUUUCGGGUUAAUUUUCACUGCCAUGUUAAGCAGAAAAGCAAGAAAAUGGCGAUACGGAACAGGUGGCAUACGAGCCUUGGUUGCAGAUUAUGGUGUUCCAAUGAUGGUAAUGCUUUGGACUGCAAUAUCUUAUGCUGUGCCAGGCAAAGUUCCAGCAAAUGUCCCUAGAAGGUUGUUUUGUCCACUUCCUUGGGAUCCUGCAUCUCUCUACCAUUGGACAGUAAUGAAGGAUAUGCUAAAUGUACCAUUGCCAUAUAUCUUGGGAGCAUUUAUUCCGGCAGUGAUGAUAGCAGGUUUAUACUUUUUUGAUCAUAGUGUAGCUUCCAAGAUGGCUCAACAGAAGGAGUUCAACCUUCAAAAACCAUCUGCUUACCACUAUGAUGUUUUUCUCCUUGGAAUAAUGACUCUGGUUUGCGGUCUUCUCGGUCUUCCUCCAUCAAAUGGAGUGCUUCCUCAGUCUCCUAUGCAUACAAAGAGUUUGGCGAUUCUUAGGAGGCAGAUGAUUCGAAAGAAGGUGGUGAAAGGUGCCAAGGAAUGCAUUAGGCACCAAGGAACGAAUGCUGAAUUAUACGGAACCAUGCGCUCCGUGUUCAUAGAAAUGGAUGCAGCGCCUACGGCGAGAGAGUUGGAGAAUUUGAGGGAGGCUGUAAUGAAUAGUAAUGCUGGUUCAAAGGAAAAGUUUGAUCCUGUAAAACAUAUAGAUGCCUAUUUGCCUGUUAGAGUCAAAGAGCAAAGAUUGAGCAACUUGUUGCAGUCUCUCUUUGUUGCCUUAUUACUAUUAGCUACAUCUCUUAUCAAAAGGAUACCUACCUCAGUUCUUUGGGGAUAUUUCGCAUACAUGGCAAUUGAUAGUCUUCCAGGGAAUCAAUUUUGGGAAAGAAUUUUGCUUCUUUUCAUCACCCCGAAAAGGCAGUACAAAGUUUUGGAAGGCUCGCAUUCGUCGUUUGUGGAGUCAGUACCAUUCAAGACAAUAGCUGGUUUUACAGCUUUACAGCUUCUAUACUUUUUCAUCUGCUAUGGGUUAACAUGGAUACCUAUUGGUGGAAUAUUGUUUCCAGUACCUUUCUUCCUUCUCAUAAUGCUAAGAGAGAAAUUGCUUCCAAGAUUAUUCAAGGCAAGCAAUCUUCAGGAACUAGAUGCUUCUGAGUAUGAGGAAAUCGUUGGUGCUCCACUUGGACCCUACAAUAUACCACUAAUUGACAAAGAUGCGCGUACUAGUACUGACAGUGAUAGCGAAGAAGAAAAUGAUUAUGAUGCGGAAAUUCUGGAUGAGAUGACAACUCAUAGAGGAGAGUUGAAAUUUAGAACAAUAAACCAAAAUGAUAAUAGAAACUUCAACCGUAGCUUGAAUUAUCGCUUCAAUGAAGACAGAAACUCUCAGGUUUACCCUGAUGAAACUAUCCAUAUAUGAUGAAUUAGUCUCGCUCCAUUCACCUUUUGUUAGAAUUUAGAAAAAGGUUUUAUGUAUGAGUGAGAUCCUCUUGAAUGUCAUGAUCAAGAUUAACGUCGUUAUGGUUGAAUACAAUUGCUGUUCGUGGACGAAGAACAUGAAGAAGAAGAGACUUAAUAGGGGGAGAGAAGAAACUGUUUCAACUUUGAACUUAGUAGACUUCAAUAUUACUAGGAUAAAUGCACUAAAACUUGACUACAAGGGUCAUUUUCCUUCAUUAGGUGGCUACAAAGUUUUGAAAAAAAAAGAGUAUGAUGUGGAGUAGAGAUUAUAUAUAUAUAUAAUAUAUGAGAAAGAAAAAGGGGAA
Molecule: messenger RNA, 2743 nt
Organism: Lathyrus oleraceus (garden pea)
Lineage: Eukaryota; Viridiplantae; Streptophyta; Magnoliopsida; Fabales; Fabaceae
Product: boron transporter 4
Exons: 14
Coding region: 277-2397 (706 amino acids)
Biological process (GO): transmembrane transport; monoatomic ion homeostasis; monoatomic anion transport
Cellular component (GO): plasma membrane
Molecular function (GO): solute:inorganic anion antiporter activity
Source: RefSeq, a predicted model, not a curated record